Salvelinus fontinalis (brook trout) is the source of this 6934-nucleotide messenger RNA. RefSeq names its product apoptotic chromatin condensation inducer in the nucleus-like. Gene Ontology annotation, molecular function: nucleic acid binding. The record is from RefSeq and is a predicted model, not a curated record. Bases 34 to 6210 code for a protein of 2058 amino acids. The transcript is spliced from 17 exons. NCBI's taxonomy places the organism in Eukaryota, Metazoa, Chordata, Actinopteri, Salmoniformes, Salmonidae.
AGGCGUUGCUGACGCGAACGAGUGGAAAGGGAAAUGGCGGACAUCGAAGACGUUAAACUGGACGGGAGGCCGCUACAAUCUCUCCGCGUGGCGGAUUUGAAAGCUGCUUUGGAGGAGCGCGGACUUCCUAAAAGCGGACAGAAAAAUACUCUCGUUAAGAGACUCAAAGGGGCUCUCAUGCUGGAGAACCUCCAGAGAACCUCACACCAUCACAUAGGACUGCAGCCAAACUCCCAGAUUGGUGAAGAGAUGAGCCAGAACAGCUUCAUAAAGCAGUAUUUGGCGAAACAGCAGGAGCUCUUGAGGCAGCGUCUGGAGAGAGAAGCCCGUGAAGCAGUUGAAGAUGAUGAUACAGACAAAGAGGACCACACAAAGGACAAUAACAGCUCUGCCUGUGCUGCCCCAGACCAGGAUGUGUUGGUUGACCAGCACAAGCUUUUUGGCCUCUCUGAGGGAAAGGGACUAGCAGGCCCAGCAAGCGAGGGAGAGGGGCACAUGUCCAGAGACGGCCAUGUGUCUGCUCCACCUGCCCCUACCUCUGCUGCCGUUGCCUCUCUGGCUGUGCGUGUUGGUGAGCAGAGACCGGAGAGAGUCCCAACCUCUAGUCAAGUCCCAGCAGAUAGUGAUGAUGACGGCGCUGAUGAGGACUGGGAUAGCGGUGCCAGGAGGAGGAAUCUAGGAGAGCCACCAAGAGGCCAACUAGCAAGAGUGAGGUCUGGAGGAUCCCGCCAACACCCACAGCACAUUCCCCCCCUAUUGUCUCCGCAGCUUCGACAGCCUACCCCUCCUCCCUCCCCUCCCCCAGAGUUAUCAUUCCCACUGCCUGAUACCCCUAAACAAAGCCCCCCUAGUCCAGGUGAGCCCCCAGCUAGACAGCGUACUUCCAGUACCUCCAGCUCUGGCUCCUCUAGCAGUGGCAGUUGUAGUAGCAGCCCAGAUCCACAAAGCAACACAGAGCGCAAGCCUGGCCCACUGACCCUGCUGGCACGCAAGAUGGCAUCAGAGGGGGCUUUCUCUGGAGUUGGGUGGCAUGGACGUGGGGAUGCAGAGAGGCAGGACAACAAUGCUGCAACUGCAACAAUGUCUUCUGGUAGAGGUCCUCAAGAUGGCACAGUGUCUGCCAUCACCCACACAACCAAUGCUGCAGCCAGUUUGCCCUUCCCCAGACUGGUUCCAGUAACAAACCAGGGAGUUCUUGGAGGCCAUCUCCCCCACAGUGAAGUUCCUGUGAGUGUGCUUAGGCCCACUAUUAUGGAAGAGAGAGAUGCUGCAUGGCAGCAAGAAAACAAGGAAAAGGAGCUGCAGGCAGAGAGGGAAAGAGAAAAAUCCCCUGAGCAAGAGCGACUUGGUGCCAUGGAGCAGGAAAGACUGGAGAGGCAGAGAAUAUUUGAGCAACAACGUGCUGUGGAGCAAGAGAGGGAAAGAGCUUUGGAGCGAGAGAGGAAGGAGAGAGAGAAAGCUUUGGCGCGAGAGAGGAAGGAGAGGGAGAUGGCUUUGGAGCGAGAAAAAGCUUUGGAGCAAGAAAGGAAGGAGCGGGCUUUGGCGCGAGAGAGAGCACAAGCUCUUGAACGAGAAGAGGAGGAAAGAGAGAAAGCUUUGGCAAAAGAGAGGGAAGAGCGAGAGAAAGCUAUGCAAUUAGAAAAGCAGAGAGCCAUGGAACGAGAGCGAGCUUUGGAGCAGGAGCGCGAGAGGGAGGAGAAGGCAGCUUUGGAGCGCGAGAGGGAGGAGAAGGCGGCUUUGGAGCGCGAGAGGGAGGAGAAGGCGGCUUUGGAGCGCGAGAGGGAGGAGAAGGCGGCUUUGGAGAGGGAGGAGAAGGCGGCUUUGGAGAGGGAGGAGAAGGCGGCUUUGGAGAGGGAGGAGAAGGCGGCUUUGGAGAGGGAGGAGAAGGCGGCUUUGGAGAGGGAGGAGAAGGCGGCUUUGGAGAGGGAGGAGAAGGCGGCUUUGGAGAGGGAGGAGAAGGCGGCUUUGGAGAGGGAGGAGAAGGCGGCUUUGGAGAGGGAGGAGAAGGCGGCUUUGGAGAGGGAGGAGAAGGCGGCUUUGGAGAGGGAGGAGAAGGCGGCUUUGGAGAGGGAGCGUAUGGUGAAGGUUUUGGAGUUAGAGCGGCAGAAAGCUUUGGAACGGGAGAUGAGGGAGAAAGAGAGGGAGGAGAAGGUGAGGGCUUUGGAGCAAGAAAGAAUCGAAAGGGAGAAAGCCCUUGAGAAAGAAAGAACCAUGGAGAAAGAGAGAGAGGAGAGGGAGAGAGCCUUAGAACAGGAGAAGGUCCUACAGAGAGAAAAAGAGAAGGCUUUGGAACAGGAGAUGAGGGAGAAAGAGAGGGAGGAGAAGGUGAGGGCUUUGGAGCAAGAAAGAAUCGAAAGGGAGAAAGCCCUUGAGAAAGAAAGAACCAUGGAGAAAGAGAGAGAGGAGAGGGAGAGAGCCUUAGAACAGGAGAAGGUCCUACAGAGAGAAAAAGAGAAGGCCUUGCAGAGAGAGAAAGAGGAGAAGGAGAGAGCUUUGGAACAGGAGAAUGUCUUGCAGAGAGAGAAAGAGGAGAGGGAGAGAGCUUUGGAACAGGAGAAGGCCUUGCAGAGAGAGAAAGAGGAGAAGGAGAGAGCUUUGGAACAGGAGAAGGCCUUGCAGAGAGAGAAAGAGGAGAAGGAGAGAGCUUUGGAACAGGAGAAGGCCUUGCAGAUAGAGAAAGAGGAGAGGGAGAGAGCUUUUGAACAGGAGAAGGCCUUGCAGAGAGAGAAAGAGGAGAGGGAGAGAGCUUUGGAACAGGAGAAGGCCUUGCAGAGAGAGAAAGAGGAGAAGGAGAGAGCUUUGGAACAGGAGAAGGCCUUGCAGAGAGAGAAAGAGGAGAAGGAGAGAGCUUUGGAACAGGAGAAGGCCUUGCAGAGAGAGAAAGAGGAGAGGGAGAGAGCUUUGGAACAGGAGAAGGCCUUGCAGAGAGAGAAGGAGAGAGCUUUGGAACAGGAGAAGGCCUUGCAGAGAGAGAAAGAGGAGAGGGAGAGAGCGUUGGAACAGGAGAAGGCCUUGCAGAGAGAGAAAGAGGAGAGGGAGAAAGCUUUGGAACAGGAGAAGGCCUUGCAGAGAGAGAAAGAGGAGAAGGAGAGAGCUUUGGAACAGGAGAAGGCCUUGCAGAGAGAGAAAGAGGAGAGGGAGAGAGCUUUGGAACAGGAGAAGGCCUUGCAGAGAGAGAAAGAGGAGAGGGAGAGAGCUUUGGAACAGGAGAAGGCCUUGCAGAGAGAGAAGGAGAGAGCUUUGGAAAAGGAGAAGGUCUUGCAGAGAGAGAAAGAGGAGAGGGAGAGAGCUUUGGAACAGGAGAAGGCCUUGCACAGGGAGAGGGAGAGAGCUUUGGAACAGGAGAAGGCCUCGCAGAGAGAGAGGGAGAGAGCUUUGGAACAGGAGAAGGCCUCGCAGAGAGAGAGGGAGAGAGCUUUGGAACAGGAGAAGGCCUCGCAGAGAGAGAGGGAGAGAGCUUUGGAACAGGAGAAGGCCUCGCAGAGAGAGAAAGAGAAGAGGGAGAGUCAUCUUCCUCCAUGGAAGCGUAGUCGUGAGUUUGGUCUUACCCCCCUGCCUACUCCUCCCCUCUCCACAGGCGCAGGUAAGAUGGCGGCAACAGAGGAGGGUGGGGAGCCCAAAGUGCCAUCCCUACCCCAAAAAGCAUUAAGAGACAACCAGCCAGCUGAAUCUGGUACGCCCCUGUCACAAUCUCUAGCAAUGUCUCUGUCACCCCAGUCCUCCUUCAAGAAGUUCCGUUUCUUGAGAGACCCCAUAGUUCUAUCCCAAUCUUCUGCAUCCGGGAUCAUCAAGAGGCCCCGUACAUUCUCUGAACGCCACCAUCCUCAGUCCUUAGCUCUCCAGUCCCCCAGCAAAUUUGGGGAACCAGAGCAGGAAGGUACUCAGCAGGGGUCCCAGCCUUCUGCUGGACAAGCAGCACCAAAGAAGCCUGCAAGACAGGGGGUCCUUGUUUCUGGAGCAGACACGUCGGGGACGACAGGGCCAGAGAGGGAGACCCGAGUGAUUUCCACACUGGGCAAGAGUCCUGAAGAAGAAAAGGGUCAGAGCCUGGUGUCAGAGGAGCAUGUCCAAGCACAUAGAGAGGAGACAGACAAACAGGUGGUGGGAGAGACGGCCAGAGAAGCAAAAGCCCCCUCAGGUCCAGCGGGAGCUGUGCUACCUCCCUCACCCCAACCAGUGGAAGGCAAGGUAGAAAAAGGAAGGGAGAGGAGUCAAAAGAAAGAAGAAAAGCUGGGAAGACGGUCUUCCUCGUCGAAUGACUCCUCAGAUUCUGGGUCGUCGUCCUCAGGUUCGUCUGGUUCAUCGUCAUCCCAGGGCAAAACGCACACCACUCCCAGUGGUAGAAGGCCUGAGAAACCUCAGACAAACACCAUAUCCCAGGAUACGGAAACGGUUAGUCAACCUGAGGAUCCAACUGAGGCACCAAAAGCCCCACAGCACAAAAAGAGAGUAUCUGGGGAGGAGAAAGAGGACAUAAACAUUGUUGGAGCCAGACACUGGAAGAAACCAUUCCUUGGAAUACAUGCUGGAGAAGACAAUGGGCAGAAGGACAGCGAGGGAGAGGAGGUAAAGACAGACACUACAAGGGAGGUGAAUGAGGCUGCCAUGGCUGAGCCUAAGAAGGCUCCUGAGAGCAGUGAGGAGUGUGAGACCCCAAAGACAUUCACAGCCCGUAGGAUCUCCCUUAGCAGCAGCAAGGCCUCUCCAGGUGCUGUCAGUGCAGAGGGCGAAACAGAGUCUGGGGCCGGGAGGAAGAGGCGAUGGGGAUCCAGCACUGCAGUCACAGCCAAGAAAUCAUCCAUGAGCAUUACCACAGACUCUCUGAAGUCUCUGAUCCCAGACAUCAGACUGUGUCCAGGCCAGGAGAUGGUGGUGGAUUUGCACCCAGAGGAGGAUCACCUCUCUGGGGUGGAGGAGGAGGGCAGGGAGCGGGGUGAGCAGGACCUCAAGAUCAGACGCACAGUCACACAGGUGGUCCCGUCAGUGACCCAGGAGAAUGGACAGAAGGAGUCCAAGAGGAGUCAACAUGAGGAGGAAGACCGAGAGGAUGGAGGGGAGGUUAAAGGAGACAGAGAGGAGAAGAUGGAUGGCUCAUUCCAGAGAGACUCAUUGGAGACACAAUGCCCCUCUCCCACCAGCCAUGACAUGGAGAUGAAAACAGUGACCCCCAGUGACACAUUGAUCCGUCGCUCCAUCAGCCAGCAGAAGUCUGGCGUGUCCAUCACCAUAGAUGACCCUGUCCGCACGGCCAAGCAGCCCUCUCCUCCACGAGGCAAAUUGUCCAACAUCGUCCACGUGUCCAACCUGGUUCGUCCGUUCACCCUGGGCCAGCUGAAGGAGCUGCUCGGUAGGACCGGCACUGUGCUCGAGGACGGUUUCUGGAUCGACAAGAUCAAAUCUCACUGCUACGUCACAUACUCCAGUGCAGAGGAGUCAAUUGCCACUCGUGCAGCCCUGCAUGGGGUGAAAUGGCCUCAGAGCAACCCCAAGUUCCUCAGUUUGGACUUCAUUCAGCAGGAGGAGCUGGAUUUCCAGAGAGGCCUGCCUCCCCCUGAGAGGGCUGGGGAGGCUGAGCGGGGGGCUGCAGCGGUGCCUGGUCGGGGUGCGGCCCUGCCCCCUCUCCUGCCCGAACGGGAACAGUGGGCGGAGCGAGAACGUGAGAUGGAGCACAGGGAGAGGACCCGGGCUGAGAGGGAGUGGGACAGGGACAAGGUCCGGGACUUAGGUCCAGGAAAACCUGGAGAGGAAGCUGUCCCCAGACGAUCCCGCUCCAGAGAGAGGAAACGCAAGGAGAGGAAGAUGGACAAGAAAGAGAAAGCUGCAGACGAACUUCCUGUCAAACUGCUGGAUGAACUGUUCAAUAAAACCAAAGCAGCCCCUUGUAUAUACUGGCUCCCCCUCACAGAAGAGCAGUUUGCACAGAAGGAGACAGCUCGACAAGAGCGGAUGAAGAGGAGGAAGGAGCAGCAAGAGGAGGUGGAGAAGAAAAGGGAGGAAGAGCGCAAAGAAAGGAUGAAAGCCGCGAGUGUCGCAUCUGGAGAAAGAGGCGAGGGGGAGCGGUACAGAGAGCGAGAGGGAGACUGGGGCAGAGAUGGAGAGAGUGGCAAACACAGAGAAGACUGCUACCGCAGACCUGGGGGCAGCAGUGCAGGGGGGGCCAGACGCUCACGCAGCCGCAGUGACCCCCCACCUCGUGACAGACGACGCUAGAGGGAAUCGGUGGCUGGAACUGUCCUAAAAUAACCCCUCCAUUCCCCAUCACUACAUUUACUUUGUUACAAUAUAAGACCCUACAGUAGACCAACAGAUGUAGUCACUAUCUGUCACUUUUUUAAACACACACCGACACACAUACAGAUAGGGUUUAUGGUUUAGCGGUGUUUUGCCCAGGCUGCUAUCUGUCUUGCUCCAUUCUGAAAGUUUAGAUUUUAUUUCAUUUUGCCUGACUGUUUUCAUAAUUUUUUUAAUUUUUAUUAUAUUCUUGUGAGAUUGACAGUAAGGCAAUCGUAGAGUUCUAUGCAUACACACACUGGUUUUUGGCCUUCACCAGUUGUGUGUGUGUUCCACGACUGGUUUCUGUGAUGUGCUUCAUCAUUGCUGCAUGUUGUCCCAGUCCACUGUCCUCAGCCUUGUGUCCUAGGGAGGACUGAGAUGGUUGUGCAGUGUUCUGUCCCCUCUGUCUUUGGUUUGAGGGAUGAGACUAUAUUAUCUGCAAGAUAUUAGAAAUGACACGCUCCUCUGAUUUGUGUUUUCAUCUUCUAAACGCUUCUUUCUGCUCAUCCAAUAGUUCUCCCUAUACGGUCAACGCAAGCUGGAGAAGGGGUGCAUAUUAAAACUCCACACAAAUGGUUUUAAUAGUUUUUUUUAAUCAUUAUUAAAGCUUUUCUUUUUUGUUUACUCCUGUGAAUGUACAAAUAAAAUAAGUUUGACAAAG